GCGCAAAAUUAGUAGUCGAGUCAUCAGUGUUGUAGUGGUACAGGCAGCAGCAGCAGUGAAUGCAGUCAGAUAGCGUGCCAAACAGGGAAGCAGCUGUCAUACUCUCCUCCGCAUUGAGUGUAAAAUACACACCAACUCAAAAUGUUUCUUGCCAAAAGACUGAUUGGAGGUAUUCUGGAUGUGGUCAGCAACAUUGAUCCCGCCCAGUUUGUGCCCUCUGACCCUCCUCCAGUGCGCAGGCCCCAUCAGUACGCUGAUCAGUACGAGAGUGAUGAGGAGAGGCAGUUCCGCAAAGUCUUCCAGCAGCUCGCUGGGGAUGACAUGGAGGUGAGCCCUACUGAACUGAUGAACAUCCUCAACAGAAUCAUCGCUAAACACCAAGACCUGAAGACAGAUGGCUUCAGCAUAGAAUCAUGCAGGAGUAUGGUGGCCGUAAUGGAUAGCGACAGCACUGGCAAGCUGGGCUUCCACGAAUUCAAACACCUUUGGAACAACAUCAAGAAAUGGCAGGGUGUGUAUAAGCAGUAUGAUGCUGAUGGCUCUGGAGUGAUUGGUGCAGACGAGCUGCCAAAUGCCUUCAGGGCUGCAGGAUUCCCCCUGAAUGACCAGCUCUUUGAGAUGAUCAUCCGUCGCUAUAGCGACGAGAGUGGAAACAUGGACUUUGACAACUAUAUUGGAUGCCUUGUGCGGCUAGAUGCCAUGUGCCGUGCCUUUAAGACUCUUGACAAGGACAACAACGGUACCAUCAAAGUUAAUGUACAAGAGUGGCUGCAGCUGACCAUGUACUCCUGAACACAGAAGCCGCCAGUUCCCUCUGAAAGGUUUUGUUUGUUUGCACUGCCCCACCCCAACAACCUUAGUUUGCAUCUUAAAAGGCGUCUGCAGCGGAAGAUUGGUCCGGUCGGAAACGUCUCUGUGGUUCUUUACCGCAGUAGUCUACUGCAUGGGUUUUGCACCACCCCCCACUCAAUCCCCCUUUAGUCCUCAUCAAAUAGACUUGAUAUUCUUUUCUGUUUACUCACUUUUCUUCACGUAUUUGGUUUGCUUCAUGCACAAUGCUGUCACGAUACAGGAGCAGCAAAUCUGCAAGUAGCCAAACCACUCAGAUGUUAUCUGUAUUAACAGGUCAUAUUUGAUGUGAUCAUUGUAACAUCGUAGCGUACCAUAUCAUGUAUACAACUUUGUACAUACGUACAAAAAUCAUGCUCUCAUAUGUAUUAACACGAGUGUGUCUUCACACAUGCUCAAGCACAAUCAAAGUGCCAUUACCGCAUGUAGCCAGUAGGGGUCAAUAGACCAGCCAUACACGUGAGUGGAAAACAUUUGCCAAGGGGUUACAAGAAUUCAGUCACUGUUGUUAAUGCUCAUAUUUUAUACUAAAUAAAUCAGAGCCAUUAUCGUGAA
Molecule: messenger RNA, 1404 nt
Organism: Engraulis encrasicolus (European anchovy)
Lineage: Eukaryota; Metazoa; Chordata; Actinopteri; Clupeiformes; Engraulidae
Gene: capns1a
Product: calpain, small subunit 1 a
Exons: 11
Coding region: 142-792 (216 amino acids)
Cellular component (GO): calpain complex
Molecular function (GO): calcium ion binding
Source: RefSeq, a predicted model, not a curated record